ACCCAACUCUGCACAUGCUCUUGAAUCCAUUGAUCCCAACACUGAAAGCUACCUUCAAAAGUAGUGUCUUUGCUAUUGUAAAUAUAUAUAGCUAACCCACUUCCAUUAUCUUCAACUCAGCACAACACAACACACUAUUUCAUUGUUUCAAGCUCUCAAUCUCUUCUUAUUUCUCUGAUUCAUAAAUCAACACAAUAUGAUCAAUCCCAAGAAACUCCUCAGCAUGGCAAGAAAGUGGAAGAAAGUGGCCGCGAUGAGAAGGAAAAGAAUUUCACUACCAAGAGCCAAUGGGGAUGUCAAUAAGGGCCAUUUUGUUGUGUACACAGCCGAUCAAAGGCGCUUUGUUUUCCCAAUAGUGUAUCUUAACAGUGACAUUUUCAGAGAACUACUGAAAUUGUCUGAAGAAGAGUUUGGACUACCAAGUGAUGGACCUAUUACAUUGCCAUGUGAGGCGAUUUUCACGGACUAUGUGAUCUCUUUACUCCAACGCCACGCAACAAAAGAGAUACAGAAAGCUCUGCUCAUGUCUAUAGCAAAUAGCAGAUGCUCAAUGUCAUGCUCUCUUCAUCAAGAAAAUCUUUGUCAGCAAUUACUAGUCUGUGGCUUCUAGAUCCAUAUUCAUCAUAGAGAUUUUGUAAAUGGUCCACGAUAUUAUUGUAGUAUGAAGAUUUUGACUUUUUUUUUUGCUUUUACUUUGGGACAAAAAUUGUUAAAAUUAAAAUAACUCUUUGACAAUUUUUCCAAGAGCAAACAUUUAAAAUAAGAUGUGGAUCAUUUUUCUCAAA
Messenger RNA from Camellia sinensis, 785 nucleotides. RefSeq names its product auxin-responsive protein SAUR67. The record is from RefSeq and is a predicted model, not a curated record. Gene Ontology annotation, biological process: response to auxin. Lineage: Eukaryota; Viridiplantae; Streptophyta; Magnoliopsida; Ericales; Theaceae.